This is a messenger RNA of Diospyros lotus (date-plum), 1029 nucleotides long. RefSeq names its product protein SODIUM POTASSIUM ROOT DEFECTIVE 2-like. The coding region runs from base 114 to 638 and encodes 174 amino acids. The record is from RefSeq and is a predicted model, not a curated record. Lineage: Eukaryota; Viridiplantae; Streptophyta; Magnoliopsida; Ericales; Ebenaceae. Gene Ontology annotation, molecular function: metal ion binding. The transcript is spliced from 4 exons.
GCUGUAGCACUAGCUUGCAGUGGAAGGAAGCUCUUUUGAGAUAUAUACCACAAGACUAAUGUAGACCGUGUCUGUCAGUAUCACCAAACAAACACAUCCAUGAUACUGCGAAGAUGAAUACCAAGUCUACCAGGAUGAAGAUGAAGAUGGGGGGUUUGAUGUGCCAGUCCCAGGCAGCCACUGCAGUGUGCGUCCCCGCCGAUCCUCGCUCGGUGAUAGCGCCGCAGGCGGAGCACGCCAAGUUGAUCAACAGCAGCGUCGUCAGGUACGCUCGCCUGGUUGAUCAUCGUCGUCGUCAUCAUCAUCACCACUCUCGCAGAUUUAGUUCGGCCGAUCAUGACAAGAUGAGAUCAUCAACCCCUGCGAGACGUGAUGUAAAAGCCAUUCAGAAACCGCCGCCUCCAAUGGCUUCCUCGACGUCGACGGAGCAAGUGUUUCAGGUAGUGGUGAUGAGAGUGUCUUUGCACUGUCAAGGCUGUGCUGGGAAGGUGAAGAAGCACAUCUCCAAAAUGGAAGGGGUGACGUCAUUCAGCAUAGAUUUGGAGAGCAAGAGGGUGACCGUGAUGGGACACGUGUCGCCAGCGGGAGUGCUGGAGAGCGUAUCGAAGGUGAAGAGAGCAGAGUUGUGGUCGAGCUAGGGCUCACCUUACUUAUGGUAGGCGGGCUUCGCACGCCAGCAUUUCCCAAAUUAUCAAACCAACCCCCCCUUCUGCCCGUUUCUACUGACUCUGUACUGUUUGGGUAACCAAAAUUUAAUUUAUUAGCGGGCCCCAUCUCAGGAAUAAAAAUAAUUUAACUCUGAUCACAUGCGUUGGGGCAGCAUUGAUGGUGAUGGGUUGCUGCUUCAUCGCUGCCCAUCCUACACCCCCUUUAUCUUUACUUAUUAUUUUUUUUUUUUAGAUUACGCAUUGUAACUUGUACUCUCGUCGAACUCGCUUCAUGAUCAUCACAAGGGAAAUAAAUCAGAUAUGUGCUUGAAUAAUUAGGAUUUUAUUUUUUAAGCUGCAUCCACUGACACUUACCAAUGAC